Bolinopsis microptera is the source of this 937-nucleotide messenger RNA. RefSeq lists its product as uncharacterized. Gene Ontology annotation, biological process: actin filament bundle assembly; actin filament network formation. The record is from RefSeq and is a predicted model, not a curated record. Gene Ontology annotation, molecular function: actin filament binding. The transcript has 7 exons. NCBI's taxonomy places the organism in Eukaryota, Metazoa, Ctenophora, Tentaculata, Lobata, Bolinopsidae. Gene Ontology annotation, cellular component: actin filament bundle; actin filament; cytoplasm. The coding region runs from base 27 to 632 and encodes 201 amino acids.
AGGAGGAAGGUGAUCACUUCUUUGAUAUGAUAAAGGAUGGCAUUCUUCUCAGUAAGUUGAUAAACGACUCAGUUCCUGGCUCAGUGGACGAGAGAGCCCUGAACUAUCCAAAAACUAAACCGCUCAACUACUUUAUGAUGCUGGAAAAUCAUAACUUGGUCCUGAACUCGUGUGUUGCCAUAGGUUGCCGCAUAGUUAACAUCAAACCUGAAGAUAUGGUUGACGGUGUUAAACAGUCCCAGCUGAACGUGGUAUGGCAGGUUAUUAGAGCCGGACUGAUGGCUCACAUCAACCUGAAGAGUUACCCCGGACUUAAGAUAUUGCUUAAUGAGGGAGAAACUGUGGCUAAGUUAAUGGCAAAAACUCCAGAAGAUCUCCUGGUACGAUGGGUAAACUUUCAUAUAAGGAGGGUGUGUGACCACAAACAGAUCAAGAACUUUUACAAAGACAUACAGAAUGGGGAGGCUUACACCUACCUGUUCACCGCUAUCGCACCUCAGGACACCGGACUUCUUCCUCUCAGGGAGACUGAUUUAGCAGACCGAAUGGACAUGCUCCUUGAAUACGCAAGAGAUCUUGAUGUAUUGAACUUCGUGACUCCCCGAGACAUCAUCAAGGCAACAUCAAGCUGAACACGGCGUUUAUUGCUCAACUUUUCAACGCUUUUCCGUCCUUAGAGGUAGAUGAUCAAGAAGACCAAAUUGAUGAUUUUGAUGAAAUGCAGUACAACGAUCAAACAGAAAUGUUCUUUGAAGAAACUAGAGAGGAAAAGAGUUUCAGACAUUGGUUGAACAGUCUCAACUUCACACCGUACGUCUCUUACCUUUACGAGGACCUAAAAGAUGGUUACCUCCUAUUACAGGUGUUCAACGUUUUGAAGCCAGGUAUGGUGAACCAGGACGAGAUAAACGUCCCUCCCUUCAAACCUCUCCAACAA